Molecule: messenger RNA, 696 nt
Organism: Drosophila takahashii
Lineage: Eukaryota; Metazoa; Arthropoda; Insecta; Diptera; Drosophilidae
Source: RefSeq, a predicted model, not a curated record
AUGUUUAAAAUUCUAUGGAUUCUCGCUGCGGUGACCAACAUUUGGGCCACAGACUACAACGCGAUCAUUGAGGAUCCGACGAUCUACACGCCAUGUGAAAACGGGCCACCUGGAUCGGUUUUCAUCCACGACGCCUUCAACAUGGACAAUAUGAAAUUGGACCUGGAGGAAGACGGCAUCCAUGUUUCGGGAAAUGCCACCGUCAAAUGGAAUUUCGAUCCUACCGAUCGGAUUUUAUCCAGAUUCAGUGUGAUGCAGUUCAAUCGUGGUUCCUGGGAACCGACAGUAUAUAAUGUGAACAAUCCAGACUUUUGUGCGACGAUGUUUGACAAGGAUCAAUACACAUAUAAGUAUUGGUGGAAGUAUGUACGCAACCGCGAGGAGAUACAAGAAAAGUGCAUUAAAAUUAAAGAUACUGUUCUGGAAUUUGAUCCGUUCAUCAUGGUACUGCAACUAAACAAUAUCCGCGGUGUAGAUCUAAGGGGACGCUAUAAAGCAGUGGUUUCUUAUGAAGCAUUCGAUAAAAAUAAUGUUCGGCGACCGACGUCUUUAUGCUUUGAGAUAAAAUCCGAGCUUGAGAAGAUUAAGACAUAACAAUAAUUACUUUCCGAAUGCAAGAACUUCGAUUUUGUACGUAAUGUAUUGUACCUAUUCUAUUAUGUUAACCAUUUAAUCACAUAUAUACAUGUGAAUAUA